Messenger RNA from Monodelphis domestica (gray short-tailed opossum), 6999 nucleotides. It is a transcript of the gene SLC30A4, whose product is annotated as solute carrier family 30 member 4. Gene Ontology annotation, cellular component: plasma membrane. Gene Ontology annotation, biological process: zinc ion transmembrane transport; response to zinc ion. The record is from RefSeq and is a predicted model, not a curated record. Gene Ontology annotation, molecular function: zinc ion transmembrane transporter activity. NCBI's taxonomy places the organism in Eukaryota, Metazoa, Chordata, Mammalia, Didelphimorphia, Didelphidae.
UUGCACGAAGAGAGACUGCACGAGAGGCCGCUAUCUUUGGCUGCCACGGAGUUGGCCGCGGGGACCCAGCAGACACCGACCGUUCUCCUUCCUUUUGGGAGCAGGCGGCCCGGCUGGUCUGACCGGUUGGCUGGUGCUGCUUCAUUUCCAGUGGGCGCAGGAGCUUGGAAAAGGCCUCGCUUCGCGGUCGUAGCGAUGGAGUUACAAGGAACUGGGACACAGAGGGUUGGACUUCCGAGACCCUAGAGCUAGUGACCCUGAGAGCAGUCAGGCAGGCGCUCGGUAAUGCGCUCUCGCCCCCACCGGGAGCGCGCGUUCCUCGGGUGACGUAGGAAGAGGGCUCCCUCUCUUUCUCCUACUCCCCCUCCCUCCGCCUCCGCCCCGCCGUCCCCUGACCUAUUCCCGUGCAGACCCCUCCCUUUCUCGUGCGGCUUUACCUCGGCGGCUCUAGCGCACGCGCGCUGCCCCGCGCAGAGGAGUAGGGGGUGGGGACGCCUGGGAGCGCAGGGGCACGAGAGGCUCUGGAGGCGCCCGAGAUUUGGGAGGCUGCGCUAGAGCAAAAACUGACAGUCCUGGGUAGCCGGCGCCCAGAACGGCGCGAUACGACCCGAAGGGAAACGACGUGCAACUCGCCCACUGCCCCUUCCUCCGCCCUGUUCUUCCCAGAUCUGCCUUCCGCGCUUCGCCGGCCCAGAGCCGGAUAAAGGAAUCCGGGACCGCCAGGCUGACCUUGCUGCAGUGGGGCGGAGCGCAGCAGCGGCGGAGGAGCGGGCCGAGGCGGGCCGGGGAGAUGUGUUCUCCCCUGUGCGGUGGCUCCCCAGCAGGCGUCGGGCAGGAGGGCUUGCCGCGCCAGCGCCCCAGGAUGGGAAGAAACAAACGCUUGUGCUCUACCUAGAAAUCCGUUUCCAGGGAAAGGAAGUUGACGAUUUAUAGUUUCUCCAAGCAGUGUGUGGUCUAGAGCCGUCAGGUUCCCAGGUCUCAGCCAUUGCUUCAGCCAUGGCCCGAGCCAAUGUAUGGAACCGUCUCAAAUCCUGGUGGAAAAAAGAUGAUACGCCUCCGUUUCUAAAUGACACCAGCGCCUUUGAUUUCUCCGACGAAGUAGGGGAUGAGGAUUUCCCCAGGUUUAAUAAACUUCGAGUUGUAGUUGCUGAUGAUGGCCUGGAGACCCCAGAAACUAUUAAUGGAACCCACUUGGCCUUCCAGGCAGAUGAUGAUUCCUUACUGGAUCAGGACUUACCUUUGCCCAAUAGCCAGCUGGGUUUCAAAGUAGACCCUUGUGACAGCUGCCGGAAACAGAGAGAGUUGCUCAAACUGAAGAAGGUGAAAACCAGGCUCACUAUAGCUGGUGUUCUUUACCUGCUCUUCAUGAUUGGGGAGCUUGUGGGUGGCUAUAUCGCAAAUAGUCUAGCAAUCAUGACGGAUGCACUCCACAUGUUAACCGACCUCAGUGCGAUCAUACUUACCCUGCUGGCAUUGUGGCUCUCUGCAAAAUCUCCGACCAAAAGAUUCACCUUCGGAUUUCAUCGUUUAGAAGUCUUAUCAGCUAUUAUUAGUGUCCUCUUGGUCUAUAUACUUAUGGGAUUCCUCUUAUAUGAAGCAGUGCAAAGAACCAUCCAUAUGAACUAUGAAAUUAAUGGAGAUAUAAUGCUCAUAACUGCAGCCAUUGGAGUUGCAGUUAAUGUAAUAAUGGGAUUUCUGUUGAAUCAGUCUGGUCACCAUCACUCCCAUUCCCACUCCCCUCCGCCAAACUCUCCUACCACAGGUCCUGGGCAUGGACACGGGCACAACCAAGGAAAUGAUAGCCUUGCAGUGAGGGCAGCCUUUGUUCAUGCCCUGGGAGAUUUGGUGCAAAGUAUCGGGGUGCUGGUAGCUGCUUACAUCAUUCGAUUCAAGCCAGAAUACAAGAUCGCUGAUCCCAUCUGCACUUACAUAUUCUCCCUCCUUGUGGCUUUCACAACAUUUCGAAUCAUUUGGGACACAAUAGUAAUUAUACUGGAAGGGGUGCCAAGUCAUUUGAAUGUAGACUUUAUCAAAGAAGCUUUGAUGAAAAUAGAAGAUGUUCAUUCAGUAGAAGAUAUAAAUCUUUGGUCUCUCACUUCAGGAAAAACUACUGCCAUUGUUCACUUACAGCUAGCACCUGGCAGUUCAUCCGAAUGGGAGGAAGUGCAGUCCAAAGCGAGGCACUUACUGAUAAACACUUUUGGGAUCUAUAAAUGCUCUGUCCAGCUUCAGAGUUACCGGCGAGCAGCGAAUAAAACCUGCGGGGGUUGCCGUAGUGCCAGUGCCUAAUACCACGCUUUGGAAAGUACAGCCUUAUUUAUCGUGCAAACACUAGAGAAGAGCAAUAAGUGACCGUAUGAAUGAGUGACUGGGAUCCCUGACCGCUCAGCCCGUAUCCAGAAGGAACCCCCCAACCACAAGGACUCCAUCGAAGGCCUUUAGGAGAGCUUUGACUGUGUGUAGCCUGGGAGAAGUCAACGUUAAAUGAUCGUUUUACUAUGAUUUACAGACGAGGAUGUUACCAAAAUAUUGUUUACAGAAUGAGAUGUGACUCUGCAGAUACCUCAUAGACAAAGCUUAACGAUUCCCUUUGUUAACUGUAUUGUGUAGGUUGUGUAGGUUUUAAAAGAAGAAUCCAGAAUUUGGUACUUGUAUUUUUUUUAAAAGAAUCUUUUAAAAGCCAAACCAUAUUGAGCAUCAAAUAAGGUUAAAGCACUGAAUUGUUAAAAUUAUGUUGGCUCAGUGGGAUGAGUUGGGGUCACUUAAAAAAAAUCCUUAAGUUUUUAGGAAGUUCUGGAAAAUAUCAAGAAAUAGAAGCAAAUGUGUAUUCCCAAGUGUUUCAUAAAUGUUUUUCUUUAUAAAUAAUUCAUAAUGUCAUUGGUCUGUUUCUGCCUUAUAACUUUAUUUUUUCCAGAUGUUACCAAUAGGACUUUGAGUCUCUAGGCAUACUACAUAAUUAUUUGUCAUCCUUUAAAGCAGAACCAAACACACUCUUAAUAUGAUUUGUUGAUCAUUAUUAUUAUUAAGAUCAUUUAGGAAACAUUUCCACUGUUAUCUUGCAUUAGGGAAACUAUAAUUUUAAACCAUGAUCAUUUAAUUUAAAGUAAAGGACAGGAGGAAAUUUUCAGCACCUAGACUAACUAGACUAUUUCGUUAUUAAAGUUCAUUAAAUUUGACCGAAGGUAAAAACUGAGCCAGCAAUUCACUGCCCCCUUUUAAGACCCUUUCAUUCUAUACGUCCCCAUUUGUUUUGUUCUACCUACUUUAAAUGUGGGUUAAGCAUAUAACGGGUUUAAUGGCCUUUUCAAAAUAACACAAUGAGGCUAUGCUUUGCACAUCUACCUACACGCAUUAAUAACCACAUUCUCCCAGAAGCGGAGUCUACCUUUUGUGAUAUGGGCCAGUAAGUUAAAAAUCAGGAAUUCUCCAUGGUACAUAAAUGCCUUGAAAAUGUGUUCUGGUAUAGCCACGGCAAAAGUGCCAAAAUGAAUGCUGUGGAGAGAUUCUUUGUGAAGAAAGAUCACGGCCAAGUUGCAAGUUCUUGGAAGCACUUGGGCGAUAGUGGCACUCAGACUUGAGUGAGCAAAAAAAAAAAGAGCAUUUGAAGAAUAUGAAACUAAAGGCAAUUCCACCUAGGGAUUGGGGACCACAAUCUUAAGGGGGGAAAAUGAAAGAGAAAAAGGUUAUUGUUUGCUAAGAACUCACGAGGAAAUUUGGCUCAUCUAUGAAGUGUGUUAGGAUUUGGUGUAGGAACAAUUGAGGAUGACCAAGCUUCUAGCUCCAGGAAGGAAACAAGAAAGGAAAUAAUCCUAUUUUGAGUGCCUGCUCUGGUCCAGGUAGAGUGUGCUCAGCAGCUAGCUUUCUGAGAUUCCACAUCAGAAAAUUCCAGUUUCAUUUAGAAGCAGUGCUGUGUUCUCCUCUCAGGGUACUUGGUUCUAAUGUAAUCAACUCCUAGAAAAGUUACAAAGAUUAGAUUAGAAAAGUCAUUGUAUCUUCCUAACUAGUACCUCAUUUUCAAACUCCAGAUUCCAAAAUGAGCUUCAAGGGAUGAGCAUUUCAGAAUGGGAAGCCUUUUAACAGAAAUGAACCAGACGGCACAAAGGGAAGGUAUCCCCGCAUGUAGGAGGCAGAUGGUGGUAGCCAGAAUGUAUUUGAAUGGAUGGUCAUACGCUACAGGGGCUAAGGUGUACCCUGCUGUGUGGUGGAAAGAAUGCACUGACUUUUUUGGUAAAAUGUGGUGGCAUCCUCUGUCCCACCUAAGUUGCUUGUACUGUUUUUAGUCUUCCUUUUAACCUAAUUUAGGAGUAUCUGUCUUUUUAUAAUAAAUUUGCUCCUGAAAGAGGUGUAUAUAUAUAAAUGGACUUAGAAAAUACAUGAAGGGUCUUGCUAUAUAAAAGAAUCCUAUUGUGAAUCUUUUUUGUAAAAUUGACUUCAUUUUGUAAAUCUGAAUCUUGAUAUUGCCUAAAUCAGAGCACACCUAAACCCUUCCGUAACCAGUUUUUGCCUACGAAGACAAUUCAUUUUAUUAUUAAUUCAUGCCAUAGGACUUGGAAGUUGGUGAGAUGACUUUCUGUAAUCUAGAAAAGCUUGCUUUAAAAAAGUAAAUUAAUGACUUUAUCUAAGGUACGCAAUGCCAACUGACAUCUGAUAGAAUAGUGGGUUAAAUCAGACCGGUUCUUAUUGCUUUGGAAAAGUGUCUUAAGGUGGAUCCACACAGUGUUGAUAAAAUUGCCCUAGAGAGGGGCAGCUGGGUGGCUCAGUGGAUAGAGAGCCAGACCUGGGGAUGGAAGGAUGUAGGUUCAAAUCUGGCCUCAGAUACUUCCCAGCUGUGUGACUGGGCAAUUCACUGAAUCCACACUAUCUAAUCCUUAACUUCUUUUAUGCCUUGGAACCAGUACUUAGUAUUGAUUCUAAGAUGGAAGGUAAGAUUAAAAAAAAAAAAGAUGGCCCUAGAUAUUACAUACCCUAGGGUUUGGAGGUGUUAAUGAACUUAAUUUGUAGUUCAGAGAAGGCCUAGUGUUUUGAGUAAGAUAUUCCUGGUUUUGCUAAUGACAUGGCCAUAAGAUGGAGAUAUGUUUGAAGCAUCUUUCAUUUUGUCUUCAGAACUACAUAUUCUUUGUAGAAUUGCAUAUAGGAUUGUUUCUUUGCCACAUCAUUGAAUUGACUUUUCCAUUCUUACUUUUCUUUGGACCUUCCACAGCCAAGUCUCACCUUUAAGCUUUCCUGAAGGCUCUUACCUUCCACCAGGUCUAAAGUCUUCCAUGAUUUUUCCCCCCACGGGAUAAACUUGGGAAAGAUCGACGUUCUGUCCUGAGACAGUAGAGAAUUGGAGAAUUCUUGUCUUCCAGCCUUUCUUGUCUUCCAGCCUUACCACCACAAUUAGAAACAUUUCCAGGAUAAGCAGACCCAGGUUCUGUCUAAUAUGUAGUUGGGAUGGAUGUGUGAAGAACAUCAUUUCAUUCAGGGUUAACAAGAUCUUUAGAGACAACCAGCUAACAUGUUUAUUUGGAAGACAAAACUGUCCCAAUCUUUGUUAUAAUGUUAUAAUGAUUUUCUAAACUAUCCCCCCAAUAAUAAGCAGCAACAUGGUAUAAUGGAUAAGAGGCUGUUCUUAGAACCGAGAAAACCCUUAGUUCAAAUCCCUCUUCUGACACAUCUUAGUUACACAACUGUGGCAAAUCAAACUUCCCCUCUUCCCAGGCAGUUCUCUAAAACAACAAUCUACCGCCGAGUCCAUAAAUAAGUUUUCCACCAUAGGAGGUCUUUAGUGUCAUGAAAUAGGUAUGGAUUUAAAAAUUAUUAUGGAGAAAGUCCUUCCUGAAAAGCUUGAGCACUAGAUGUGUUUGAGAUAUUAAUGUUUUGAAUUCAGCUUUUUGUUUUUAAAAGCCCUUUCCUUCUGUCUUAGAAUCAAUGUUGAGUGUUAAUUCCUAGACAGAAGAGUGGCAAGGGUGAGGUCAUUGGAACGAAGUGACUCACCUCGCCUCAAGUGAGUCAGUUUUGAACCCUGGACCUCCCAUCUCUGGGCCUGGCUCUCUCUCCACCAAGCCAUCCAGCUACCCCCUCAGCUCAUUUUUGACAUGCAAGACAAUCAGACUGAGGGAUGUGUGCCAAUGAUUAGCUAUUGAAUUGCAUCCGACUGCCAUUUUUAGUUAUACCUGGCCAGAGGAAGCCCUUUGUAUGGUAGCUGUGGGCUUUAUCAUGAGAUCUUGCUUUUGGAUUAAUUAGGUCACAGAAUUAUAGAAAGAAGCAAAAUCUGUGGUUUUCAGAUUAUAUAUCCGGCCCACUUCCUCUUAGACAAAAUACCCCUCAUUCCUAUUGAAGAUCUGCCUGGUGACGCCAGCCAGCCAACCUCUUACAGAUCCCAUUCUGUAAAUAUUUGUUGCCCUUUGCAAGAACUGGACAUGUGAGCUCAAGAAAGGGUCAUGGGUGUUUCUUCGUUAGAGUGCCUGUGUGGCAGGUAUGUGGCAGGCCUUUAACCUGGCCAGUCUGAAUUAGACGACUUUAUUAAGUCAAGUUUUCCAUAAGCUGCUCCAGAUGUACAGUUAGGACCAAUAAAUCUGAGCUGUCUAGUUUUGAUAAGAUUGGUAAUCAUUCAAGAGAAUUUCUCAGUUUCUGUAACAGUGUUAAGUUAUUAUAUUUUAGUACAUUUGGAAUUUGUUGCAACACAAAAUUAAAAUAUUUGUGUGGGGACCUUUGCAGGCAAGAGAGGUAAAGUUCAUGCUUCAGUAUAUCAUUAAAUAAGCCAUAUCACAGUUUGGUGGAACUGUGUUUAUACUUUUCCAUGGACCCUUUCUGAAACUGGAUAUUUUGCACAUAAUAAAUUAUAGAAGGAUUUAUUCAAAACAGGGGUUUGUCCAUGUAAUUGGAGAUCAAAGUAUGGCAUAUAUUUACUGUAUUUGAAAUUUUUAAACUGUAAUUUCCUAGACAUUUAUUAAAAAUAAACCAUGUGGCAAAACAAUUUUUCCUUUAUUAAACAGAGCUUACAAUCUCUUAUAAAAA